AUGAGGGGUUUAGUCCAUCAGAGUUUUAUUCUGGGCUUGGUCCUCUCUCUAUUGUUAAGCCUUUGUCAUGGAUUGACCUAUCACAUUCCGUUAAAAAGAUCUGUAAAUCAUGACCGCCAUGAAUCUCAUCGUGACAGAGUUACGCGAGACGUCAACACAAAUGAGAAAUUAUUUGGCCAUUCUGGAAACGGUUAUUAUAUGACCAUGUUAAUAGGAACACCGCCCCAAAAGAUUAAUGUACUGAUUGAUACUGGAAGCAGUAAUCUAGCAAUUGCAGCAGUUCCUGAUAUUAAUAUAGACAAACACUUUGUACGAAUCAAUUCUUCAACUUAUGAAGAAGAUGGAAGAGAAGUUCAGGUGCCCUAUACUCAGGGUGAAUGGAAAGGGUUGCUGGGUACUGACGACGUCCAGCUGACUGUUCUACCAAAUAUUACCGUUAGACCUAAUAUAGCCUUUAUCACACAGUCACAGAAUUUCUUUAUUAACGGUUCUGAGUGGCAGGGCAUUGUGGGAAUGGCGUAUGAGAGUAUAGCACGGCCUGAUAGUUCAAUAGUACCAUUUUUCAACAGUCUAGUUAAAGAUGGAGGGGUGAGAGAUAUUUUCGCUGUACAGCUAUGUGGAACACCAUACCUUGCUGAAGAUGACAAAAUGGGAGGUUCAAUGACUAUAGGAGGUCUAUCUAGUGACCUCUAUAACAGUGAAAUCUACUAUACUCCACUACAGAAACUCUGGUACUAUGAAGUUUUAAUAACUGAUAUAGCUGUAGACUCUAAUAGUCUGGGACUAGACUGUAAAGAGUAUAAUUUUGACAGAACAAUAGUAGAUACAGGAACGACUAAUAUGAGAUUCCCCAAGCGUGUUUAUAAAUCCAUAUUAAACCACAUACAACAUAAAAUCAUGGAGCGUCCAUUUUCUCCGUCAUUUUGGAGUGGAGAUGAAGUAAUGUGUUGGGAAGAUGCUAUGUUACCAUUCCAAGUUUUUCCUACCAUCUCUCUUUCAAUGUAUCACAGUGAAAAUUCUUUAUUUAAACUACAUAUACCUUCCGAAAAAUAUUUACGAAUGGUGAUAGAUCCAUUUGAAACAGGAAAAUGUUUUAAGUUUGGUAUAGCUUCCUCAGAAGCAGGAACUGUACUAGGAGCUAUAUUAAUGGAAGGAUAUUAUGUGGUGUUUGAUAGAGAAAACAAACGUGUAGGAUUCGCUACCUCACCAUGUAACGCUGUUUAUAAUAAUCACAGUAAACCUGCUAUAGAGGGCUAUAUUAAUUCAACAGAAAAUUUAAAAGAUUGUUAUUAUAUCAAGCCAGCAAGUGACCAAUCAUCCAUGUUAAUAGUUGCUUAUGUCAUGGCCGCCAUCUGCUGUAUCUGUGUUCUCCCGCUCAUUAUCAUGAUAAUACAGUGGCAGUACAGACGAUCUUGUGGUAACCAUAGUAACGAUGAAGAGGAUGAUGGGAAUUUAAUUGAGCGGUGA
Lottia gigantea (owl limpet) is the source of this 1467-nucleotide messenger RNA. RefSeq lists its product as hypothetical. The record is from RefSeq and is a predicted model, not a curated record. The transcript has 10 exons. The coding region runs from base 1 to 1467 and encodes 488 amino acids. Gene Ontology annotation, molecular function: aspartic-type endopeptidase activity. Gene Ontology annotation, cellular component: membrane; trans-Golgi network; endosome. Lineage: Eukaryota; Metazoa; Mollusca; Gastropoda; Lottiidae. Gene Ontology annotation, biological process: amyloid-beta metabolic process; membrane protein ectodomain proteolysis.